UCCGUUUCCGGAACAUAGGGCGGGCGCGGGACUUUUGAAUGUCCUUUUCGGGCUAUACGUGAGGAUUAAAGCAGAAAUUGUAUUUUAAUUUUUAAACACAACAAGGAUUGCAGCGAAGCUACAAAACCAAUCAGGCCGCGCGGCUUUGAAAGAAGCUCCGGAAUUCCUUCCUAGAGCUGUGUGCGCUAAAAUGUGAACUCCAGUUCUUCGGUGCCUGAAGCUGCAGAGUUACGCAUCGUGUCCCGAUCGCGGUUGUAUUGCGUGAUGUCUCACUGAAGAAGAGUGUCGGGGUUUAUGCGGACGUGGCGAGACCAGUACAGCGUACCUAUCCAAUUAUGUCCGCACUGAAAAAGCGCGGCAGCAGCGCAGGACCCGGGAGGAAUGAAUGUAUAACCUCUCCAUCGAGCAGAAGAUCCCAAAGAAAAUUAUCCAGCAAUAAUGCUUCAGGAAUGACCUCUCCAGCUAACAGAAGAUCCCAAAAUAAGCUAUCUAGCAAUAAUUGUUCAGGGAUGACCUUUAUGCCAAGCAGAAGAUCUCAAAGGAACUUAUCCAGCAAUGGCUCCUCAGAGACAAGUUCUCCGUCAAGCAAAAUAUCUGAAAGGGGGUUAUCCAGCGACCGUUCUUCAGCAGUAACUUCUCCAAAGAAGAUCUUGUUUGUAAACAAAGCUUCUGACAGUCCAAUGCCGGUUCCAGUCAUCAAAAAGCAAAUCACUGCCAAGAAAAUUAUGCCAAGGAAGACGCUGCUUACCCAUGCAUCCCUUGCACCAUUACCCACUCCCAAGGAUUUAAGCAUUACACCAGCACCUAGGAGGAAGAGCUCAAGGGUUUCACAAAAAUGUGAAAAAGAAAACGCUACUCUUGACAACCCUCAAAGCUUUCCAAAAAGCAAAGCAGAACAGUCCUCCUCGGAAAUAGAAAUCCUCUCUCCCAUCACGUUCAACAUCUCGGUGUCUCCUAAAUUAGAUAGAGAGCAUGUGAUGUCUCAGAAAGUGCGACGUUCUUACAGCCGCUUGGAAAUGUCUUUGAAUAGCAGCUCUUUCCUGUAUAGUCCAACAAGAAAAAAUGACUCCUCGGACACUUCCACCCCAAACCCACUGCCAAAAUCAGGGCGCCGCUCUCUCUUUGGGUUUGAUAAACUCCUGAGUUCUGAAACACAAGAGGAGGAAAUGGGAAUAAAGGCAAAAAGAGACUCGGGCGAAAGAGGACACGAAGUCACAAAUAAAAGCACAGUACUGACAUCAUUGGAAGAACCAGACCACAACAUUCCUGGAGUGGCUCUGGUGAAGCAAAAAAAGAGGAAGCGUAAAAUUCCCCUGAUAGAGAAAUCUGAACUGGAUGAAUGGGCUGCUGUUAUGAAUGCAGAGUUUGAGGAAGCAGAAAAAUUUGACCUCCUUGUGGAAUGACUAACAUUUUUUGGUUUAUACAGACGUUUUUUGUACGUGGACUGAUGACACAUGCUUAUUACACAUCUGAUGCAGAUGUUUCAUCUUUUGUAUGUGUUUUAAGGAUUAUAGGACAUAAAAGUUGUUUCUGUUGACUUUGAAUUUCUUUGUAGAAAAUCAAGG
This is a messenger RNA of Spea bombifrons (plains spadefoot toad), 1565 nucleotides long. It is a transcript of the gene CDCA5, whose product is annotated as cell division cycle associated 5. NCBI's taxonomy places the organism in Eukaryota, Metazoa, Chordata, Amphibia, Anura, Pelobatidae. The record is from RefSeq and is a predicted model, not a curated record. The transcript is spliced from 7 exons. Bases 336 to 1403 code for a protein of 355 amino acids.